This is a messenger RNA of Acaulospora morrowiae, 429 nucleotides long. NCBI's taxonomy places the organism in Eukaryota, Fungi, Glomeromycota, Glomeromycetes, Diversisporales, Acaulosporaceae. The record is from the annotation of a GenBank genome assembly.
AUGACGACGCCGAAGAAGAGGAAUGAAAGUGAGACAACGCCGAAUCAAAAACAACCACCCGAUAAGCUGGCAGACCGGGAUCGUAAGGCACCGUUUGAAGAUCGCCAAUCAAGACUCGAGAGCGAUCUGACUAAACUCAUGGAUUAUGCCCACAAGCUCUUGCAUCAACGUGCCGCAGUGGUCGAAUAUCAUGCAGAGGUUACAACCGAGAAAAAUGUCUCAUCUGGUCCUAGUGAAAUAGACUUUGAGACGAACAUCGAAGAAUUAAAUCAUGCUGUCGACACUAUGGGGGAUGAACGUGGAUCGAAAAUCCCUUAUCCAACUAGUCCUAUAGCGAAUAAGGUGAAGAUAACAGAAAAUGCAGUAAUCGUGGACAUUCUUAUGUCCAUCCACCCAAACUCAAGGAGUUCCCCACCUGCAACGGCAUGA